UUCAAAAUGGCAGCGCCUGUAUCAAAAGGGAGAAUGUUUAGAGAGGUUUCAGUGCCGGCCACUAGUUCGUCAAGGUGGAAAGCCAUAACUAUAUGUACAGGAGCAUCUGCUAGUACUCUCCAAGAUAUAAAGGUUCCAGAGAGCUGUGGAGGCUAUUCUUACAUUGACAGUGGUAGUGCAGGCUCUGCUGUGCGCAAUCGAUUCAUUUAUUGGAGAACUCAUCAUGAUGUGUUGGAACUUGUUGAGGAAUCCCUUGACAUGUCACUGUCUGGUAAUAUGGUCAGAUACAAAUUCCAAGAUACACCAGUGCUGCCUAAAGUGACAGUCCAGGAAGCUCAUGGGAAUGUUGUCAUACUGGUUGCCACUGUUGCAAGUGUACAUCGUUUAGUGUUCCCUCAUCCCAGCAAGCUCAACAGACCGAGUGCCUUUGUACUGUCUGAACAAAAUGCAUCGUCAAUAUUUUAUGAUGCCACCUUACCUGAUGAUCCCAAGAAUCAGUUCCUGCUAACACCUGGCGGAAGUAUAACCUCCCACUUUUCAGUUGGCGCAAGCUGUGUUUGCAGUGACGGUCAUGCCAUUUUUGCUCUCUCUAACAGUACUGGUGGAAUUUUACUUAUCAAAAUGCCUCCUCUAGGAAUCACAGGUGUGAUAAUCCAGCAAGAACUAUCAUGCUCGUCUGUGAUGAAGAAACUUUGGAAUGGUCUCAUCCCAGGUGUCAUGAGGGGCAGUCAGCCAGUUGGUGAGACAGCUGUGAGCAUAGAGUUGCUGACCAUAGCUGGAGAUAUCUACAUAUUCACUGUCUGUCGAGAUUUUAGGCUUAGAGUGUGGUCAACAAAGACCAAAGAUUGUGUGUUGGUAGAAAACUUGCUGGACUACACUAGUGAAGAAUUUGAAGAAACUGGUACCACACCGAUUGUUAACGCCUCUGGGCAUGUCAUCAAGGUCAUUGAAGGCACCACUGGCAUCUGUGUUUAUCUCUGUUUACAAAAUAAAUCCAGGUUUGUGUUCCUGGAUCCUGUGCUAGAUAAAAACAGGGUGAUUGUACAACACCUGACUACAUUGGACAAAUCACCACCACAAGAAGACCUGGUGGAUUUUGUUGCAACCCGUGACUACCUCAUGUCUCUGUGGACAACACAGGCUGGGGAGACACAAGUGUUGACCACACCUAUAGAUGAUGUAGAGGAAUCCCUUAGCAGUGAGUGGGAGCCAGUGCUGUUGUCCACCCCCCAUGACUUUGUUGUGGUGCCACAACACAGAGAUCCCAGGGAUGUUUACCUAGAGAAGAUGUUCUCCCCUGGUUUCUUUUCCCCUCAAGAUAUUGUUAAAGCCCUUAGUGUCUACAGAAGAUGUGCAGCUCCGUCUGUAGAGAUGGAGACCCUAUUCAACAUGGCAGCUUUAAAGGAUGAUGUCACUAAUGCUGUUGAUCUUGAAAUUCGUAACAAUGCAACAGAUAAUGAGCUGGGAGAGGAGGAAUACACACAGCUGCAGCGCGAACAGUGGGAGAAGUUCUACUCCUGCUGCUGUCAGUAUAAACAGGUUGGUGAGAAAGUAAAAGGUCUGUUUGCUGAUCCAGUCACUGGCCUAUUUGCUGUCAUCAAAAAGUCAACAUUCAGUGUGCUGAGACCAUGUGACCCCACAGAAGAGCUCUACCUCUCCCCCACCAUCAGGAUAUCCCAAUCAACCCUGGACAAGCAUGAACUCCCUAGAGAAGGUGUCCCAGUUGCUCAGUUUAUUGAGGACAUGAGACUUGUGUGUACGGCAGUCCAGGUGAUCAGCUGUGAGAUACCAGCUGAGGAUGCCUACAUGUUCCAGUGUUGUCUGCAGAGUCUAGACCCCCCUGACACUCUCAUAGAGAAUCUCAGGGACAUUUUAAGAAAUGACCAGUCAGUGAUAAAUAGCAUCACAGAGCUCCUGAAACAAACAUCCAACCCUGUGGUAGCCAUUGAGGCUCUGUUUGACAUCUUAGAGCUGACUGAUGACUUGGAAAAUGAUAUGAUGGAGGGCGUAGAUCAACCCAGUCACCAACACUACAGCCAUUUGUUCUCUGGAGCCCUGGGCACUGCUGUCCUGACACAGUCUUUCCAACAGUUGGCUCUCCUGAGAUUUCAGUUUGUGCGAGACUUAACAGUACUCAUGGCCAUAGCUGCAAACUUAAUGGAAGAGUCAGGGUUGACUCAAUCCAUGAAAGAUGCGAUUAUGAAUGAGCUCCUGCCCAAAGGGGCGUAUCUCCUGCGCUGCUUCAAGGUUCUUGUGUGGGCAUCAGAGGCCUUAAGUACUGUUAGCCCUAACAACACACUAGAUUUCAACCUGAGACAGCUGAGCAGCCUAAAGAUCACAGACAACUCUGAGCCUCGUUCACUUACUCGACCCACAACUCAGAGCAGCUAUGUGAUACAGAUGUUUCUUGAGGGUGUGGGUGGAGAACUGAUCAGACGCAGGUUGUCCUCUUAUAGCACUUCACUAACUGGCAUCUGGAGAGGAGACCUCAAUGGGUUCUUGAUCUCCUUAAGUCUUCUCAUCUGGCCAGCAACAGAUGACACAAUUUUCCCAGAAUUCCUAGCACGCACUUGCCAGUACUUGAGGCUGCAGGAGUAUGUUCACAUACUCUCCCCAUGGUGCACAUGGAAUGAAGGAUCCAGAGCUUUCUUUAUGGGCUUGUCCUAUCUGCAUUUUGAUGAGCCCCACAAAGCAGUGAAUAUGUUUGUAGAUGCCAGUGAUGGUGUGGCUACUGAAGCGUUUUUGUCACACAAGUUGCUGCAGACAGAGGAGGUGGACCACUAUAAACUACAGAUACUUUACUAUCUCAAGAUAAUUAAUCUGCUGGAAGAACAUGGGUUGCCAGAUCUGGUUAUCACCAUGGCAACUGAAGCCAUCAAUAAAGCUGAUACAGAGGAUCCUAAUUUGUCAACCUUACAGUACAAAGUAUUCAAACAGCAUUUAGAAUUGGGACACAACCAGGAAGCAUUUGCUGCCAUGAUGAACAACCCUGACACAGACAGGUUAAAGAAGGACUCGCUUAGGAAAUUUUUAGUGGUCCUUUGUGAGCGAGGAAAUCUGGCAGAUCUUGUCGCACUGGAUUACCAAGACUUGGAAGAGGAGGUGGUCUACAUAUUGGAGAAUCAUGCUCGUUCUGUGGACCUGUUCACUUAUGAUUACUACAGUCUAUUAUUUUCUUAUUUUAUUUAUAGAGAGGAUUAUAGGAAAGCUGGGCGUAUCAUGUUUGAGAGAGGUUUACGGCUAGCCCAUGAGGUUCCAGGCCUGAAGAGCCUCCAGCAGCAAGCACAGUGCUACCUUUCAGCCCUGAACACUUUGAGGCUUGUCAAGCCAGAGUAUGCCUGGAUAGUCAAGCCAGUCUUCAAAGGAGACGAAGACCAAAGUAAUGCCAUGAGAGUACCCAAACAUGACAGCGAGGGCAGAAACAUAGACAGGAAGAGAGGGUCAAAGAAAAUGGAGAUUUUGGAGCUAGCAGAUUUAGAAAAAGAUUAUCUACUGUUGGAUGCUAGACUGAGAUUGAUCAGAAGUCAGCCAGAUUCAGCAUUAAUUACAGGACCUAUGCCAUCUAAAGAAGAAAUGGUAUCCCUGUUGUGUGCAGCUGGUCUGUAUGACCUGGCAGUCUCAGUAACCAGAGCUUUUUCCUUAUCUCCUGAGCCCAUCUUGUCAAGUUUAUCUCUUCGUUGUGUUACACUGGCUAUCUCAUCAUCCUACACAAAAACUAACUCAGAUGCCAAUGCUUUAGCCUGGCUAUGGCUGCGUGAAAAUAACAUCCCACCAUGUGGAGCAAAAGACAACACAGCAGCAGAUCAGGCCUGGAGUUUACUCCAGAGUUACCUAACUUUGUUGGAAGAUGGAAGCGGUGUCUGCCAUAAAUGUGUUGCCCAUACUCUCCUGUCACAGAGCUUUCAUCUUCCAACAUGGCUCAUUCAUUCAUACAAGAAAGUGGAUGUUGCUGCAUUGCUAAGAGUAUAUUUGAACUUUGACCUGUUAAACCAAGCAGCUUCUCUAGCUAUUGAGUACCUGGAUGUAGUCACAAAUUUGUUGAGAGGAAUUGAUGGACCAGCAUUUAACUUAAGGGGUAUAGACAAGCCAUCACCUAUGAGUGUAUGGGUACCAUAUACAUGUCUUGAUCAACUGAUGGUAGCUUUGCAGGAAAACUACAAUCCAUUAUAUUCCUCUGCUUACAAUGAUCUGAAACAGAGAUUGGCAACAUAUCAAGACAAAGCUCUAGAGAUAUCACAAAGUAUAGCUGCCUGCUAAGUUCUUGUAACCUUGUGUCCAAAAACAUUUGCUAUUUUGUAUAUUUUAGUCAAAUAAAGGUAUGAUCCAAAU
Messenger RNA from Physella acuta, 4329 nucleotides. Its product is annotated as nuclear pore complex protein Nup160. Gene Ontology annotation, cellular component: nuclear pore. Gene Ontology annotation, molecular function: structural constituent of nuclear pore. Lineage: Eukaryota; Metazoa; Mollusca; Gastropoda; Physidae. The record is from RefSeq and is a predicted model, not a curated record.